Molecule: messenger RNA, 1279 nt
Organism: Heteronotia binoei (common prickly gecko)
Lineage: Eukaryota; Metazoa; Chordata; Lepidosauria; Squamata; Gekkonidae
Gene: ELOVL4
Product: ELOVL fatty acid elongase 4
Exons: 6
Coding region: 282-1214 (310 amino acids)
Biological process (GO): fatty acid elongation, monounsaturated fatty acid; very long-chain fatty acid biosynthetic process; fatty acid elongation, saturated fatty acid
Cellular component (GO): endoplasmic reticulum; endoplasmic reticulum membrane
Molecular function (GO): fatty acid elongase activity
Source: RefSeq, a predicted model, not a curated record
CAGCAGCAGCAGCAGCCUCGGCGCCUGUUCUUUUGCCUCUCCGUCCCCUCCCUGCCCUUGGGCACGGGAGUCGGCUGAUGCGAGGAGGAGCCUGGAGAUAGACACCCGGUGACAGAGAUUUAAAUUUCAUUCUGAGGUCGAGAAGGGGAGUAGCAGCGGCAGCAGCAGCAGCCCCGCAGCAGAGCCACAGACCUCACGCGCCCUCCCCCCCACCCCUGCGGAGUCUGCCCUCCUCGUCCACCGCCGCUGCUGCUGCUCGCUCGCCAGCCAGCCAGCCAGCCAUGGAUCGCUUCGUUGGAGGGCCGGGCCUUUUCGCCAACGUGGUCAAUGAAACGUUCGAGCUCUACCGCUGGUCCUGGAGCAUCCGAGACAAACGGGUUGACAACUGGCCCCUGAUGCAUUCUCCGUUUCCAACACUGACGAUAAGCACCAUUUACCUCCUCAUUGUUUGGCUGGGCCCCAAAUGGAUGAAGACAAGGGAACCUUUCCAGUUGCGAUCAUUGUUGAUUAUUUACAACUUUGGAAUGGUUCUACUCAACUUCUAUAUUUUCAAAGAGUUAUUUAUGGCAUCCAAAGCUCGAGGAUACAGCUAUAUCUGCCAGACUGUGGAUUACUCAGAUAAUGAAUACGAAGUCAGGAUUGCUGGGGCUUUGUGGUGGUACUUCAUAUCAAAAGGAAUUGAGUAUCUGGAUACAGUAUUUUUCAUCCUAAGAAAGAAGUUUAACCAAAUCAGUUUCCUUCAUGUCUAUCACCAUUUCACUAUGUUUACCUUGUGGUGGAUUGGCAUAAAGUGGGUUGCAGGAGGACAGUCUUUUUUUGGAGCUCAAAUUAACUCUUUUAUUCAUGUUAUAAUGUAUAUGUAUUACGGACUAGCUGCUUGUGGCCCAAAAUUUCACAAGUACCUUUGGUGGAAACGUUACUUGACCAUUAUGCAGCUGAUACAAUUCCAUGUGACUAUUGGCCACACAGCUUUUUCUAUUUAUAUUGAUUGUCCCUUUCCUAAAUGGAUGCAUUGGAGUGUCAUUUUCUAUGCUACCUCUUUCAUUAUCCUUUUUGGUAACUUCUACUAUCGGACAUACAAGAUGCCCAAGCAGUCAGUAAAGAACGGCAAAAUUACCAAUGGCGUUAUGGCAAAUGGUAUAAGCAAACAAGAAAACGGUCUAGUUAUGGAAAAUGGAAAGAAAAAGCAAAAGGAAAAAGCAAAAGGAGAGUAACUUGAUCCAGGCCUUAACCAUUGUUGGCAGUGAGGAAUCUCCAGUUUGGUUGUAAAAGAAAAAGA